Antrostomus carolinensis (chuck-will's-widow) is the source of this 366-nucleotide messenger RNA. Its product is annotated as ankyrin repeat and SOCS box protein 11. Gene Ontology annotation, molecular function: protein binding. The annotation marks the transcript as partial. Gene Ontology annotation, biological process: positive regulation of protein catabolic process; protein ubiquitination. NCBI's taxonomy places the organism in Eukaryota, Metazoa, Chordata, Aves, Caprimulgiformes, Caprimulgidae. The record is from RefSeq and is a predicted model, not a curated record. The transcript is spliced from 3 exons.
AUGGAGGGCAGUUCUAUACUCCAUGCCUUCACCAACAUUUAUUUUGCUAUUUUUGCUUUGUUUUGCUUUAAACUUUUAAUUAAGAUUUCCUUGGCUUUGCUGACCCAUUUCUAUAUUGUUAAAGGCAAUAGAAAAGAGGCUGCCAGAAUAGCAGAAGAGAUCUAUGGGAUAGUCCCAGGCAGCUGGGCAGACCGAUCCCCUCUUCAUGACGCUGCCUUCCAAGGACGUCUCCUGUCUUUGAAAACCUUGAUUGCACAGGGUUUCAAUGUGAACCUGGUGACGACGGACCGUGUGUCGGCUCUCCAUGAUGCCUGCCUGGGCGGCCACGUCGCCUGCGCGAAGGUGCUGCUGGAGAACGGCGCUCAG